Messenger RNA from Cladophialophora yegresii CBS 114405, 1092 nucleotides. Its product is annotated as uroporphyrinogen decarboxylase. Lineage: Eukaryota; Fungi; Ascomycota; Eurotiomycetes; Chaetothyriales; Herpotrichiellaceae. Gene Ontology annotation, molecular function: uroporphyrinogen decarboxylase activity. The transcript has 3 exons. The record is from RefSeq and is a predicted model, not a curated record. Bases 1 to 1092 code for a protein of 363 amino acids. Gene Ontology annotation, biological process: heme biosynthetic process. Gene Ontology annotation, cellular component: cytosol.
AUGCCCAAAGACUUUGCGCCCUUGAAGAAUGAUCGACUUCUUCGCGCCGCACGAGGCGAGAAGGUCGAUCGACCACCAAUAUGGGUGAUGCGACAAGCCGGCCGUUACCUCCCUGAAUACCACAAGGCGAAAGGCACGCACAACUUUUUCGAAUGCUGUCGAUCUCCCGAGAUCGCGUCGACAUUGACCCUCCAGCCCAUCGACCGCUACGAUGGUCUUAUCGACGCAGCGAUCAUAUUUUCCGACAUUCUCGUGAUUCCACAAGCCAUGGGUAUGGAGGUGCAAAUGAUUGACGGCGUUGGACCCAGAUUUCCGAACCCUCUGAGGAGCCCCCAAGACGGACAGUACCAGGAACUUGUCAAGAGAAAGGUCGACGUAGAGAAGGAGUUGGACUACGUCUACAAAGCUAUCACGCUGACGCGGGACAAGCUGGCGGGCAGGGUGCCCUUGUUUGGCUUCUGCGGCGCACCCUGGACACUGCUCUGCUACAUGGUCGAAGGCGGCGGGACGAAGUUGUUCAAGGAGGCAAAGACGUGGGUGUACAAGCAUGGCGAGGAGAGUAAAGUGCUCCUGCAGAAGAUGGCGGAAAUCUGCGUGGAAUACCUCGCCUUGCAGGUUGCCGCGGGCGCGCAGAUCGUGCAAGUGUUUGACUCAUGGGCCGGGGAAUUGUCGCCGGCGAGCUUCAAAGAGUUCUCUCUCCCGUCGUUACGAUAUAUCUCGGAACAUCUGCCCAAGCGGCUACGCGAGAUGGGGGAGGACGUGGUUCCGAUGGUAGUGUUCGCCAAGGGCGCAUGGUACGCGUUGGACGAACUGUGCGACUCGGGCUACGACGUGGUUGGGCUCGACUGGCUGCACGAUCCGGCAGAGGCCGUCAGGAUAGCAAAGGGUCGCGUGACUCUCCAGGGGAACGCCGACCCGGGCGUCCUCUACGGCACGCAUGAGGCGAUCACCCACGUCGCGGAGAACAUGGUGCGAGGCUUCGAGGGCGGGAAGCAACGAUGGAUCGUCAACCUCGGACACGGGAUUACGCCCGGUGUGAAUCCGGAUGACCUGAAGUUCUUCUUUGAGGAAGUCCACCGAUGUACAGCCUGA